Rotaria sp. Silwood1 is the source of this 1506-nucleotide messenger RNA. NCBI's taxonomy places the organism in Eukaryota, Metazoa, Rotifera, Eurotatoria, Philodinida, Philodinidae. The record is from the annotation of a GenBank genome assembly.
AUGUUAACUCGUAUUGAAAGUCCAACUCCAUCAAAUAUAUCUGGACAAAGUUCUUCCACAAAGACACGCACAACUACCUUUGAACAAUCAAAAACAUCAAUUAUCUCAUCCAAUACUUCCGAUAUUUUAUUACAAGAAACUGAAUUUCAUGAUCAAAUUCCACUUGAAUCGACUAGUAUCCACAAGAAUUCAAUAACAAAUCGAUCGCAAAUUGAUUAUAUAAAUCCGACUUUAACAACUAAACAAAAAACAGUAACAAAAUCAAAAAAAUCUAUUCCUAAAAAAACUCAUCAAAAUGUCACAAAAUCAAAUCAUUCAAUAUCAAUUUUUUCAAAAAGCGCUCUACCUUAUUCACGAAUUCAGAACGAUGUUGCACAAAGACGAAUUCGAAAUAUUUCAUCAUCUCAAACAUCAUCAAAUCGAAUCAAUCAAGUUCGUAAUAAGAAAUCAUCAAAUAUUUCUUCAUCAACACCUCAUAAUAAUCAAAUUUUACAUAUACCAAAUUUAUCAACUACUGAAUCACAUUUCUCUCAAUUGACAUCAAAUCCUAUGAAAAAUUCAACUCAAAUUCAAAGUUUCUCAAACCAAUUGAGUAAACUUUACACAUCAAAUCAAACACCAUCUGAUUCGUUUUCUACAUCCAUAAAUACAUACAAUGAAACAACAAAACAUGAUCAUGUCGAACAAUCACAAUUAACCAUGGAUCCAAAUUUCAAUGAAUACAAUUUAAAAACAAGCACUGAUGAUGUUAAUGCUAUAACCAUUCAUACGACAAUAACAAAAUCUGAUUCGAAAGAAAAUUUUAUUCGAAAAUCAGUUGAUAGUCAUGAAAAUGAAUAUUCAUUACAAACAAAAUUACUAAGAUCAUCUGAUGGAGUAAAAAAAUCUUGUAAAAAUCAUCAAAAACAUAUAUCAAGAAUAUCUGAAAAUAUAUUAAAUACACAAAAAUUUAUUUCUCAACCAUCAAAAGACAAUAGUGAUAUUGAAUAUAUUUCAAAUUCGUCUUCAAAUAAAUCAAAAUUCGAUAAGAUUCCAUUAGACAUCGAGUUUAACACAUUAAAUCAUACUAAUGAAACAAAACAAGCAAAUCAAGAUAUAAUAUCUAAACAAUACCAUUCAUACAUUAAUGAAUCCUUAAUACAAGAAACCAAAUUUCGACCAGAAACUAUUGAAUUAUCUUCAAAAGAUAAUCAUAUAUCAUCACAAUAUGCUUUCAAAUCUUCAUUAAAUACAUCUUUAGCUAGUACUGAUAAUUCAUUAAUUUCAACAACAAAACAAAAUUAUAAUUUACCUAAUGAAAUAUCCAAUAUUAUGGAAUAUCCAACAAUAUCUACAAUUCAACAAUCAACGAUAACCAAGACUAAUCCUAAUUUACCUAUUAAACUAAUUACAAUAGAUCAUAUGAGUACAGUUUAUGAAGAAUCUGAACCAUCUACAAACAGUAUUCUUGAUGAAUUAACAUCAUCGAUUAGCGAAUGCAGUAUACAUUUUCUAAAAGAAUUGUAA